ACUCUCCAAACGGCUUGAAACGCGCGGUAUCAGAGCUGCGCGCUGCGCCAAAGCAAGUGUGGCUUCCCUUGUGCUCCAUAGACGUGUCCUUGAAUAAGCCUAAUGUCAAGUCAGAAAAUGGAACUUUAAAGGCCUAUAUCUUCAUAAAUGACCUGUAUUCGUAAUGAUGAACUCGAAUGAUUCUUCGAACUUUCAAGAGGUAGUAACUCCUCCCUGGCGGCUCGUAUCUCAGAACGAGCCUCGAUCUGACUCUUUACUAUCGCGGGAAGCUCUCUUACCAGACCCAACCCAUGUAUCUCCUUUCCUUUAUCCAACUUCGCCUCCGUCACGGCGCAGAAAACCAAGACACGAUUCGGAAUGUACUAUGGAAGUUCGAUCGUCUUCUGCUCCAGCGCGAGCUAUUUUCGGUCCCUUAACCAUGGGAUGGAGCUUUCAGAUGCAGUUACAGGAUUUGGAUAAACAGUCUGACAGAGACUAUCAUGACCCUCGGAGCCCUAGUGGAAAACUCGGUUCAAAAAAACCGCCAGCUAGAUCUGCUCGUACAUCUAGCGCGAGGACAUUAUCACGCACUCUUUCACACUCUCCCACUUAUCCUUCGCAGAUAGUACGCAGAUCGAUAUCAUGUCCGCAGUGUCAGUCAGACAAGAGGCGUCAGGUUGACGACACUUGCAUGUACACCCAGCCUGCUGCGCUGGCUCACACGACUUUAGUCGAAUCGCAGAUUUUGAAUUCGUCAAAAUCAAACGGUCGUUCACCACAGGACUUCCCUUCUGCCAAUCGAAAUCGGGAGACUCCGAGUCGGAGAACUACCUCUGAUUCAGUGACGCCCUCUCACCUAUCCUCGUCCUCAAGUUCGUCAUCCAAAUUAUCCAUCCCUAACAUGUUGAAUCCCGGUUCCGCAUAGCAUGUAGUCUCAGACUACGGCACUAACUAGAAUUUCCACUCCCAGCAAUAUACUUUGAAUCUUCAUGCAUCUGAUAGGAUUAUAGGAGUGUUCAUCAAUAUGAUGAUCAUGUCGUAUACUCGACGAGAAGAGAGUUCAAGGACAGAUAUCUUGCUUCAUGCAGUAUGUGCACACAUUCAAUGAUCACCACCACCAUGAACUCGCGUUGGCUUCUACUCGACAUCUAUGCUUCUCGUCUGCUCAGACAAUAACUGAUACCAGCUUGUACUCCUUACAAACUCCAUUCUGGAAGUGGUUUGUGGUUGAUCAUUGCGUUGUCGCAUUCUAAA
Molecule: messenger RNA, 1233 nt
Organism: Lentinula edodes (shiitake mushroom)
Lineage: Eukaryota; Fungi; Basidiomycota; Agaricomycetes; Agaricales; Omphalotaceae
Exons: 1
Coding region: 164-904 (246 amino acids)
Source: RefSeq, a predicted model, not a curated record